Messenger RNA from Triplophysa dalaica, 1596 nucleotides. RefSeq lists its product as uncharacterized. Lineage: Eukaryota; Metazoa; Chordata; Actinopteri; Cypriniformes; Nemacheilidae. The record is from RefSeq and is a predicted model, not a curated record. Bases 535 to 1587 code for a protein of 350 amino acids. Gene Ontology annotation, biological process: regulation of transcription by RNA polymerase II. Gene Ontology annotation, cellular component: PcG protein complex; transcription regulator complex. The transcript has 3 exons. Gene Ontology annotation, molecular function: RNA polymerase II cis-regulatory region sequence-specific DNA binding; DNA-binding transcription factor activity, RNA polymerase II-specific.
GGGAUAAGAAAAUUCAUCGAAUAAAACUUAGAAAACCACAAGCUCCAGUUGAAUACAGCAAAAAUAUAUUUCGUCUCGUUAAAUGUAACAAUAGAAAUAAAUGAAUGAAUCUUUGGCAACCGAAACAGGAAGUAGCGCGUGCUCGUAGUAAAGGAAGCAGCAGUACGUCACUAAACUGCGUUUCCACAACACGGACAGACACACAUGACGUCAUUACUGUAAACACCCUUGUCGGUGCAAACACUCGUUAAACAUAAACAACUACAUACUUUACAAUAUAAAUAAUCACGUAUAAUGACAGAAACAUUAUUACGACAUUAUCUUUAGCGCGGUCUCAAGGCUCAGUGAUAUCUCAGAGAACAGGGAGGUCAGUGUUAUUGUAUAAUGUUUGGUAUUAUCUAAGAAUUAUUACUUUAUUUAUUAUAAUAUUUCUAUUUAAUAAUUCAGCUUAAUGCAAGUUGUGUUUGCUGGUCACCGAAGACAUCAGUUCUUCGUAUUUCCCUUUGGUCCCGUUUUUUAAAAAACAACCAGAAAAUGUCCCAAAUUGAUGCUCUGGUGACAAAUGUAGCAGAGCUCCUCACAGCUGCAGUACAAGAGGUGUUGCACAUCAUGGGUCACGCUGUGUCCGAAUAUCAAAAGGAAGCUGCCAGAACACGCGUGGAGAAUCAGAACCUGCAGAUGAAACUGAAAGAACUGCAAGAGAGGAUGGCUGUGGUUUCAGAUGAAUUUACCCAGCAUGAGCCGCAUCCAGGGGAGAAUCAUGAGACGUUGAUUUAUCAUGGAAAGUCAAUCGUAGAAGAGAAAAGCUGGAGUGAAAGAAUUUCAUUUACAGGGCAGAAUCAUGUACAUCUAACGCCAACAGAAGACCCACAUCAUUCUUUACUAGGAACUUGUAAUGAUUCUUUAAACCAGCAAAGACCCUCAUCCCAGUCACAGAGUAGCCCUAUAAAAAUCCUCAACCCAUCUUCACCUGACAUCGGUGAAGAACCAAUAACCAGCAACUCUGUGAAGCCAGUAAGCAUAACCUCAAGCAGGAUCAAAGUGGAAUCUAAACCAGAGCCUCUGGCUUGUUCUGUUUCAGAGACAGACAAUGUGACAACAGAUGUUUUUAGCAUUCCAGAGGGUCCCCUAGUAAACGGACACAGCCAGCAGCCUGUAUCCACCAACGUGUUUAGCUAUGACCAAAUACAUAGUCUACCAAACUCCACUUUUGUCAUUUCUGAACACAUUCUUAGGUCACGAGUAGAGAAUACAGUGGAUGUUAAUAAUGGUCCCACUAUCAGUGGCUGGAGGGAGAAUUCACACAGCUGCCACGUGUGCGGAAAGACGUUUGCAUCCUCCUCGAGCCUCGGAGCUCACUUUGUGUGCCAUUCAAACGAAAGACCUUUUGUUUGCAAGUGCUGCAACUUCAGGUUCAGUCGCUUAGCUGACCUGAAAAAGCAUGAACGCAUUCAUACAGGGGAAAGGCCUCACAAAUGUUCCCUCUGUGGACGGAGAUUCAACCGAACGGAGAAUCUAAAGAGACAUUUAAGGAAAAUUCAUAAUGGAGCGGUGAUAUCUCAAGCAGUGAACUCAGUUAUGGAUUAGAGGAUAAGA